Polypterus senegalus (gray bichir) is the source of this 1143-nucleotide messenger RNA. It is a transcript of the gene gpa33a, whose product is annotated as glycoprotein A33 (transmembrane), paralog a. Gene Ontology annotation, cellular component: plasma membrane. Bases 151 to 1110 code for a protein of 319 amino acids. The record is from RefSeq and is a predicted model, not a curated record. Lineage: Eukaryota; Metazoa; Chordata; Cladistia; Polypteriformes; Polypteridae. The transcript has 7 exons.
UGCCGCCCGCGCCCAGUUUCUGCGUUUUCUCUAAGCAGGAGCGGCGGUAGAUUUUACUAAUUGAAAGGAAUUGGAUGUACUUCUAUUAUAUUUUGUAAAUAUUUACCAAAAAAAGUUUCUGUUCAUAAUUAAAGAAGUUGUCUUCGUGGAAUGGCUGUUGGAUUUUUACUCGUAUUCUCCGCAGUAUUAUAUUUUUCUUGGUCUAUUAAAGUGGACAUCCCUGCAGCUUCCUAUGAUGUGGCUAGAGGAGACAAUAUAACAAUACCUUGUACUUUCCAAUCAGCUUUACCUGUGGUGACUACAGCCACUGUUGAGUGGUCACGUAUUUCGAAAGAUGGCACUAAGGCACUCAUUUUAAUGUACUACUGGCCAGACAAAGAUACUGACAUAGCAGAUGAGUAUCAAAAUCGAGCUGUCUUCGCAGGAGACAUGUCUAGGAGUAUUGCAUCAGUUAACAUCAGUGGAAUAUCAAUGGCUGAUAAUGGCACUAUUGAGUGCAAUGUUAAUAUAAAAAAAGAUGUGAGUGGGAAAAUCCAGGACAUUACAAGUUUAGUUGUAUUAGUUGCUCCUUCAACCCCAGUCUGUUCACUGGAAGGAAAGCCUGAGUAUGGGCAAGACAUCCGUUUGUUGUGCAAAUCUGCAGAGGGAUCUCCAGAACCAACUUAUACCUGGCAGUCUUAUAGUGCUGAAAACAAGAUGAGAAAUUUGCCCCCUAAAACUACACAAGAUACAGGAACACUGACCCUUGUGAAUGUUUCCAUGGAUACAUCUGGAUUUUUUGUGUGCACAUCAGCAAAUAAAAUUCGAUCUGCUAUGUGUAAUAUGACAGUUGCGAUAUACCCACCUUCCAUGAACAUUGCAUUUACUGCAGGAAUGAUUGCCUUAGCCGUGGGUGGAUUAAUUAUCAUUGGAAUUAUAGCUUACUGCUGCUGUUGCCGUGACAAAGGCCAGGAUGAAGAAUAUGAAAUGGAAUACCCAGAUGAAAAUGUUGAAGAGAAGCUCAGAACAGAACAUGGUGAAACAGCCCAUGAUGAUCAACCCGAUGAAGAACAUGAGCGUUCUCACCCACCUAUGUUGCCUCCAAAUAAACCCAAGGGCACAGUUUAUUAGGAAUUUCUGAUCUCGUUGGAGUACUCAAAAAAA